CGUCGGCGCCGCCGGGGCCGCCGGGGGCAAGGACGGGGCCGCCAACGGCGCCUGGGGGCACCUGGACGGGCAGCGGGGCCGCCGGGGCGAUGGGGGCACCCGGGGCCACCAGCCGGGGGUCAGCGACGGCGACCUGGGCCACCAGAUCGGGGUCACCGAGGGUCACCAGCUGGGGGUCACCGAUGGCGUCACCCAAGGCCACCAGCUCGGUGUCACCUCCGGCCACGCCCUGGGGGUCACUGAUGGCAACCGGGGCCACCAGAUCGGGGUCACCGACGUCACCCGGGGCGACCAACUUGGUGUCACCUCUGGCCACCAUCGUGGUGUCACCAAUGACGUCACCCAGGGCCACCAGCUCAAUGUCACCUCUGGCCACCACUUGGGGGUCACCAAUGACGUCAUCCAAGGCCACCAGCUCAAUGUCACCUCUGGCCACCCCCUGGGGGUCACCGAUGACGUCACCCAGGGCCACCAGCUCAGUGUCACCUCCGGCCACCACCUCAAUGUCACCAAUGACGUCACCCAGGGCCACCAGCUCAAUGUCACCCAAGGCCACCAUCUCAGGGUCACUGAUGACGUCACCCAGGGCCACCAGCUCAACGUCACCUCCGGCCACGCCCUGGGGGUCACUGAUGACGUCACCCAGGGCCACCAACUUGGUGUCACCUCCGGCCACGCCCUGAGGGUCACCGAUGACGUCAUCCAAGGCCACCACCUCAAUGUGACCUCUGGCCACGCCCUGGGGGUCACCGAUGACGUCACCCAAGGCCACCAGCUCGGUGUCACCCACAAAGUCCCCCCCCUGAAGCGCCCCGGGGCGGGGGAGGGGCCGGGGGGGGCGAAGCGGCCGCGGGUCGAGGACGGAGGGGACGAGGACGGGGACGGACACGGGGACGGACACGGGGACGGACACGGGGACGGCAG
Messenger RNA from Lepidothrix coronata (blue-crowned manakin), 924 nucleotides. RefSeq lists its product as uncharacterized. The transcript has 2 exons. NCBI's taxonomy places the organism in Eukaryota, Metazoa, Chordata, Aves, Passeriformes, Pipridae. The record is from RefSeq and is a predicted model, not a curated record. The annotation marks the transcript as partial.